Mya arenaria is the source of this 6149-nucleotide messenger RNA. RefSeq names its product importin-7-like. The transcript has 25 exons. Gene Ontology annotation, biological process: protein import into nucleus. Gene Ontology annotation, cellular component: cytosol; nuclear envelope. The record is from RefSeq and is a predicted model, not a curated record. Gene Ontology annotation, molecular function: small GTPase binding. The coding region runs from base 102 to 3218 and encodes 1038 amino acids. NCBI's taxonomy places the organism in Eukaryota, Metazoa, Mollusca, Bivalvia, Myida, Myidae.
UCUAUCUUUCUUGGCGCGGACGGGGUCACCGAUCACGCGAAAUCUUUCGAAAAAAAUCAAAUCGAAAAUUUGUGGUCUUAGUUACCACUAGAUCGGGAAAAAUGGAUGCAAACAAGUUAAUUGAAGUAUUGAGGGCUACUUUAGACCCAAGUCAGAGAGAGGAAGCUGAGAAACAGCUAGAAAUUGUUCACAAAAUUAUUGGAUUUGCGCCAAUACUAUUGCAAGUUGUUAUGGAGGAGUCUAUUGACAUGCCUGUCCGACAAGCUGGUGUUGUCUACUUGAAAAACAUGUGCACACAGUUUUGGCAGGAUCGCGAGGCAGAGAACCCAGGUGACCCUGUACCGUUCAACAUCCAUGAGCAAGACCGACUGACAAUCCGCAACAAUAUCAUUGAGGCUGUAAUUCAUGCACCAGAACCAAUCAGAGUUCAGUUGUGUGUGUGUAUCAGCACCAUGAUCAAGCAUGACUACCCAGGUCGCUGGCCAAACUUCCCAGAGAAGGUUGGUUUCUACAUUCAGUCGGAUAAUCACGCAACAUGGAUGGGUGCCUUCAUGAGUCUUUACCAAAUGGUGAAAGUCUACGAGUAUAAGCGCAGUGAAGAGCGCACGAUUUUGGAUGAAGGGAUGAGACACCUGUUACCUCUGUGUUACCAACGCGGCACUCAGCUUCUACCAGACCCAAGCGAGGCAUCCGUGCUCCUGCAAAAACAAAUUCUGAAAAUAUUCUACGCCUACAUUCAGAACCAUCUUCCCCUGGACUUUGUUUCGAAAGAAGUGUUCACUCUGUGGAUGGAGUUAAUCAGACAGAUUGUUGACAGACCUGUGCCGGAGCAAACAAACCAGAUAGAUGAAGAUGACCGGCCAGAACUUGCUUGGUGGAAGGUUAAGAAAUGGGCUGUACACAUACUGUCCAGGAGUUUUGAAAGGUAUGGAAGCCCAGGCAACGUCACCAAAGAUUACAACCAGUUUGCUGAGUGGUAUUUGAAAGCCUUCAGUGGCGGGGUGAUGCAGGUUCUACUAAAGGUAUUAGACCAAUACAGACAGAAGAUGUAUGUCGCCCCUCGCGUCCUACAGCAGUCACUCAAUUUCCUCAACCAAGGAGUAAGCCAUGCAUUUGCCUGGAAGUUCAUGAAGCCACACAUACAGCUUGUGAUUCAAGAGGUGAUCUUCCCACUCAUGUGCCACAAUGAUUCAGAUGAGGAGCUGUGGGAGUCUGACCCACAGGAGUACAUACGCCUCAAAUAUGAUGUUUUUGAGGACUUCCUUUCACCUGUGAUUGCUGCUCAGACGUUGUUCUACUCGUGUGCAUCCAAGAGGAAGGAGGUUCUACAGAAAUCUAUGGGCUUCUGUAUGCAGCUGAUGACAUCGGGUAACACAGAGCCCAGACAAAAGGAUGGGGCGCUACAUAUGAUUGGGGCUGUAGCUGAGGUCUUGUUGAAGAGGAAGAUCUACAAGGACCAGGCAGAGAUGAUGCUGGUCAGCCACGUAUACCCAGAGUUUGUUAGUCCUCAUGGUUUCCUUAGAGCUAGGGCAUGCUGGGUGUUGCGAGUAUUUAGUGAGCUCCGGUUCAAGCAGGAGUCUCACCUAUACCAGGCUCUUGAGUGUACAAAGACAUGUAUGUGUAAUGACAAAGAGUUGCCUGUCCGCGUAGAGGCCGCCAUCGCUCUACAGAUGCUCAUUUCUGAUCAGGAAAAAGCCAAGCAGUACAUGAAGCCGCACGUUAAGACUGUGAUACUUGAGCUGCUGCACAUCAUCCGAGAGACGGAGAACGAUGACCUGACAGGAACCAUGCAGCGGCUUGUGUGUACCUAUGUCGAGGAAGUGACGCCCAUUGCUGUGGAGAUGAUGUCACAUCUGGCAACAACAUUUUCGCAAGUGUUGGAGACAGACUCUGACGGCUCAGAGGAGAAGGCUAUAACAGCACUAGGCAUUCUCAACACCAUGGAAACAAUCCUUACUGUCAUGGAGGAACACAAAGAUAUAAUGUUGCAAUUAGAAGGACUGGUGCUAAACAUAGUUGGUGUCGUGAUGCAGCGACAGUUGAGCGACUUCUACGAGGAGGUAUUAUCUCUCAUCUACAGUCUGACUAGUGCCCAUGUGACUGUUCACAUGUGGCAAGUGUUCGGCAUGCUUUACGACAUGUUCCAGAAGGAUGGAGUGGACUACUUCACUGACAUGAUGCCAGCGCUACACAACUACAUCACAGUGGACACGCCCACCUUCCUAUCCAACCCCAAACACCUCGAGGCCAUCUACAACAUGUGCAAACAGGUGUUGGCAGCUGAUGUAGGGGAGGAUGCAGAGUGCCAUGCUGCCAAGUUGCUAGAGGUUAUCCUUCUACAGUGUCCAGGACAGGUGAACUCAAUUGUUCGACCAUUUGUGGAAUUAGUGCUAGAAAGACUCACGCGAGAGGUUGUGACAUCGGAAUUGCGGACUAUGUGUUUACAAGUUGUGAUAGCGGCCCUGUAUUAUAACACUCCUUUAUUGUUAGAGACUCUUAAAACUCUCAAGAUGGAAAAUGUUCAAGGAUCUGUGAUGCAACAAUUCUUAAAACAGUGGAUACAUGAUGUAGACUGCUUUUUAGGGCUCCAUGACCGAAAGAUCAGUGUGCUGGGCCUGUGUAACCUGCUGACGAUGGUGGAAGCCAAUCGGCCAGCUGAGGUAUCAGAAAUAGGGGCACAGAUCCUUCCAGCUGCCCUUAUACUCUUCAGUGGGCUCAAACGAGCUUAUGAAACUCGAGCAGAGAAUGAGAACAGCGACGACGAAGAUGACGGUGAUGAUGAGGAUGCUGACUACGAGCAGGAGGCAUUGGCCAGUGAUGAGGAUGAGGUUGAUGAAGAGGGCCAACAGUACCUCGAGAAGCUGGAGAAAUCUGUGAACAAUGAUGAUGAGAGCAGUGACGAUGACUCGCUUGAUGACGAGGCGGAGGAGACGGCCUUGGAGAGCUAUCAGACGCCUCUUGAUGAUGACAACUGUCUGGUGGAUGAGUACAUCAUCUUUAAACAAAUACUCCAAGGUCUGCAAAGUGUAGACCCAGGUUGGUACGCACUGGUGACCAGUACCCUGACCCCAGAACAGACCAAACAGUUGGAAGAUGUAUUUAAACUGGCUGAACAGAGAAAGGCUGCUGCAGAAUCCAAGAAGAUAGAAGAGAGUGGAGGCUACAGCUUCUCCGACCCCACUGUACCACAGACGUUCAACUUUGGCCAGAUAGGAUGAACAAAACCUUCUCUAGAAUAACUUAGAGUAUUUAUUUUUGCACAAACAUUGGACAGUUUGCAUAUCAGGUUCGCCAGGUUUUCGAAUUGAAUCGCAUGUCAUUCACUGUCAUAGGCCUUUUUUCAUGUUUGCGAUCGAUCAUUCAUGGAUACAUUUGUAUCAUUUUGAAAAAUAUGGCUUGUAGUUCUUCAAAUUAUAUGUUAGAUUUAGACAAAUUUCACAGAGUAAAACUUGUCAGACUGCUUGGUUGACCGAAAAAAUUUGAAGAUAAACAUUGAAAUAUGAAAAUAAUGUAUGCCGGAAAAAAAUAAUUGAACCUGUACAUAAUAUGAUUAAAGAUGUGAGCUUGAAAAGGGUGUUGUGCAAUAGAAAGGGGUUGAUGAGGAAAAUACCUGGCACCUAUUAUACUCCUUGUACUGUAUGCUGUAUGUUUAAGCUGCUGUAUGCUUAGGUUUUCAAUAAGCAUUCCUACAAACUAAAGCGUAAGAUUGUGCUUUCUUGAGAAGUGAUAUAAAAAAAUUAACUGAAUUAAGUCAGACUACUUGGUUUUCUUACAAAAAUCAAUGGGUUUACUUUCAGUUAUCUAGGGUGUUUAUACCACUGUGAUUUCAAUAUAGAUGUGGUUUUUGAAUACCAGUAUAGUGUACACAUUUCUACCAAAUUAAUAGAUAAAGGACUUUCUCAUAGAUGGGCAAAUAGCAACUUUUUGAGAAAUUGUACUUCUUGUCCGACUGGAAGUAUUGCAUAUUAUUGUAGUAUUAAAACUAGAUAUUAAAAGCUUCAACCCUGCUGGAUAUAAUGCCCUUGUGUAUUGUGGUUAAAUGGAUGAAGCAUUUUGAUGCAAAUCUAUGAGAGUCCUAAGAGGCAUUUACAUGUUUAUUCUUUAGAAUAGUAAGCAGAUACAAUCCUUCAGGUCCCUUCAAAAUAUGAUGAAAUGUAUAUAUAAAAAAAUCAACUGGGGUUGGGGAGGGAGCAUUUAUUGUGUUUGUCAAGGGAAUGGGAUAAUUAGAGCAUCUUGCCAUAUUCUUUUCAUGGAAUACAUGAAUUAAUGGAGAGUCCUGCUGAGAACUGCUUUGUCACAAUUUGUUUUUUUGUAUAAUUGUGUUACUGCAUGUUGUUAAAAAAAUGAUUUGGAUAUAUUUUUCUGGAAUACAAAUUUGAUGGCUAAAGUAUUUAAUGUUUGAAAUUGUAUCUGCUUACUGCGAUUUGCAAAUAUUGGGUCUUUGUACAUAAACCAUGCAUAUUUUAAAAUAGUUAUAUUACAUGGUGAUAGAGUUUUUCAUUCUACCAUACAAUGUGUAGUGUACAAUUGUAGCUUUAAGUGGGAACAUACAUGUUAAAGCUUUAGUACAAUAACACUUAUUGAGAAGUGUUUUAGUUCUGAAAUGGGGCUUUGUUGCUACUGGAGGUAGUCAUUUUGGAUGGAUUGUUGGUAAAUGGCCAUUGUGCUUUUGUUCAAUGAAAUGGAAACUGUAAAAAUCAAAUUAAGAGUUUUUCAUAUGUUAGCCAUGAUGCUUUUAAAGCAAUAUUUUAGAAACAGAUAUGUAUGGUUGAUCAUAAUGUUGCAUGCUAGCUUGUUCAUAUUAUUUCCUGCAUCAUUCCACAGUAAAAUGUUUGAAGUGUAUAUUCUUUUAAAUCUGCUUUUGUAUGUGUUUAAACAUCUCUUGAUGAUCUUUGUGACCUUUUCCAGUUCGCUAUUUCUUAAACAGCAUUUGUGUGUAAACUAGUCAUAUUUUGUUUAUGGAUAGCCAACUUUCUGUAGACCCUCGACAUGUAUGACUAGUUGCAGUCAUCAAAAUUAUACUUAAAUAAGAAGCCAAAAUGUUCACAUACCUUUGAGCCAUGAAACAUUAUAACAAGCCCUGCUAAGUAAAACUCAAUUUUCAACAAGCACAGAUGUAUUUUUAUGUUAAGUGUAGGGCUUGCAGGUCUAUUCAAAUUUCGACUACUGUCAGGGUUUUUUCCAGUAAUUUUGAAAAACAAAACAUUUCGUGUAAAUGCUUCCAUAUAAAACCUUACAGUUUGUGUUUGUUAUAGUACUUUUAAAAUACUGGACAGUCAAGGAAUAUUUGUUAUGUAUCAAAAAAGCAAAGGACUGUCCUUGAUUAAAGGAACAAUUUAUAUUACAAUUGCACUGUUUAUAUCUUCAUAGGCCAAAAAAUAAGGUUAAGUUUCUCAGGCACUGCUUUAUUUGUUUUUCACAUCCUCUUUUUAAUAAAUAUUUUAAUGUGAAAAUUGUCGUUUACCUGUUUUCCAGUGAAAAAUAGAUAUAUAAGUAUGUUUGAAAAUAGUUUUAUGUGACUAUUCAAUUUUUUAGAAGGCAAUUAUCAUCUAUUAGACAAGAAAUCGGGUUAUUUUUAAACUUGGAAGACAGUUUACUCAUAAGGCAUAUGUUGAUAAAUUGGUAAUUAAUUUUUUGGGUGGAAAAACUAAAAAAGAAUAAGUAACACGGGCUCCCUCCCAAUUUAAAAUAGCACCUGAAAUUCUAAAGUUAUUUUUCUUGGCUUUGAACUAUUUUCCAACCUGGUGAUAAAAUAAGUAGCAUUUGUAUGAUAUUAUGUUAUGUACUUUUCUGUAGUUUAUUUCACAUGUAAAAAGAUCUGUUUCACUGUCAAUCCAAUGUAUUCACAAGACCAUCAUAUUUAUUGUACACAUAAAUAAAUAAUGGUUAUAUGUAAUUUUUAAUUUAGCUAGUAAAACUUUGAAUGUUUAAUUAAUGGCAUAUGUAUUUGUUAAAUAAUCUGACUCAACCAGUGUCUGUGAUGCAAUCAUUUGAUUAAUAUGUAUGUAAAAUGAUAAUUAUGUCAACUCCAUGUAUUUAAACUUUAAAUGUUGCCAAUUAAUUAUCCAUUCUAUUAUUGUAUAUGAAUCCCCACUUGUUAACUUGAUUUAUUUGCAAAAUAAAGUGCUAUAUUAAAACCUAAAACAACA